UAAAAGCAAAUCAUCUUAGAAACCAAAAUGACAACUUCAUCAUUGAAAGGUUUUUGGCAGUUCUGAAGAAAUUUCAUUUUUCACGCAUAAAAAAUCUAAGUAAACUAUCGGCAUAACAUCUAUCCACAUUCAAGAAUUCCUUCAUAAUCGUGAUGGGAGAUACCAGCAACACCUCAACAGAUCAAGAUAGCGAGAAAAACUCACCACAAGAACCUCUGAACGCCCUCCACCAGUCUAAGUCAUCCGAAAAUAUCGCCGUUUUGUCGAAAUCACCGCUAUUCAGCAAAGAGGUACUAGAAAAAAUUCACGACGCUGCCGCUUUCCAGGAAAAAGACGAGAAUGUUUCCGAUAGUAAAUCGAAGGAAAUCGAUCAGAAAAAAGAACCGGACACGACUAAAACUGAAGAUAAUCUAGGAGGCGAUCAAGAACAGUCGGUAAGCGAUGAUACGAAAAUUAAAAACAUCGAACAACCCUUGCCCACCACGAUAGAGAGAAAAUUACGAGCGGGUUCUGCAGCAAGCGGUCUCAACCAGAGCGAGCGUAUCCCGAGAAAUCAAAGCGACAUUUUCUCUUUGAAAGAACAAACUAGCGUGGCUUCUUCGAUUUUUUCCAUCAACGGAUCACCCUCUAGGAAGGUAAUUAUUUCUGAUAAACACAUAGAUUGUUUUGCUUGGGAGUCUGAACAUGGCAAUCCAUUGCUUGGCUUGGGUUAUAGUCCGGAAGUGGCACCGUCGACGCACAGGAUCCCACCGGGUGGUUAUUCCCACAAACUUUGGUGA
Messenger RNA from Leptinotarsa decemlineata (Colorado potato beetle), 779 nucleotides. RefSeq lists its product as uncharacterized. Lineage: Eukaryota; Metazoa; Arthropoda; Insecta; Coleoptera; Chrysomelidae. The record is from RefSeq and is a predicted model, not a curated record.